This is a messenger RNA of Pseudogymnoascus destructans, 1635 nucleotides long. RefSeq lists its product as uncharacterized. NCBI's taxonomy places the organism in Eukaryota, Fungi, Ascomycota, Leotiomycetes, Thelebolales, Thelebolaceae. The transcript has a single exon. The record is from RefSeq and is a predicted model, not a curated record. The coding region runs from base 48 to 1604 and encodes 518 amino acids. Gene Ontology annotation, molecular function: RNA binding.
CACCCCGAUUGUGCAACCAAGCUUUCACAAGACGCCAAUCAACCAAAAUGUCGUCUACUAAGGAAGUCAAGAUUAAGAAGGAAAAGUUGGGCAAGAAGAGCAAGUCCGCUGACAAAAUUGAUGUUCCUGCCCCUGUCGAAACCAGUGAAGAUGUUGUACCGGAAGAUGCACCCGAAGAGGUGAAGCCAAAGAAGGAUAAGAAGGAGAAGAAAGAAAAGAAGGAAAAGGAAGAUAAAUCCGAAAAGUCCAGCAAGAAGCGCAGGUCCACCACCGAAGAAGAACCAAUCGCAGACUCCACCCCCAAAAAGUCCAAACGCACCCGCUCAACUGAAGACGAUGCUGCUCCAACAAAAAGCGCCAGCCCACAGCCUGCAGCUAUGGAAGUCGACAACGAUGAAACCGAGCCCCCCUCCAAGAAACGCAAAUCUACCACCACCGUCGACGGCGAAGAACUCGAAAUCGACGUAACCAAGCCCCAACCCCCCUCCAAAAAAGACCUCCGUCGCCUCAAGAAAGGCAAGUCCCUCUCCAAAGCCAAAACCGUCUCCGACGUCAAACCAGCCCCCGCGCCCAAAGCCGACGGCGAGGAAGGUGCUGAAGGUUCUGGAGCCGAAGAUGCCGCCGCGGCGGCCCAGAAGCCUGAGCAGGAGAAGCGCUCGGAGCACGGAAUCUGGGUGGGUAAUUUGCCUUGGAGCGUUAGUAAGGAGGACUUGAAGUCGUUCUUGAUCAACCAGGGCCCCAUGCCCGAGGAGGCCAUUACGCGUAUUCACAUGCCGUCGCCUGAUGACAAGAAGCCCGCCAACAAAGUCGAGAGCCGCUUCACGCGCACACAGCAUAACAAGGGGUUUGCGUACGUGGAUUUCACGACGGCGGAGCACACGCUUGCUGCUGUUGCGUUGUCGGAGGAGCUGCUAGGGGGAAGGAGGGUGCUGAUUAAGAACAACAAGUCCUUCGAGGGACGUCCGCUGGUGGCUAAGGACGCAGCGGCGAAGAAAGAGACGAAGGCGCCGAGUAAGCGUGUGUUCCUAGGCAAUCUGCGCUUCGAUACUACAGAGGAGAGUCUGAAGGAGCACUUUGAACGCUGUGGACCCAUCGAGACGUGCAUGGUUGCCACCUUCGAAGAUUCCGGGAAAUGCAAAGGAUACGCCUGGAUCACCUUCGCUGAUCUCGAAGCCUCAGCUCGGGCCGUGCGCGGCUUCGUGCUAGAAGAAGAAGACAACUCCGACGCCGACACCGACUCCGAAGAAAGAUCCCUCGACGAAGACCCCGAAGACUACGCCGAGGCCGCCACAAAGUCGAAAAAGGAGAAGCGCAAGGUCCCCAUGAAGCGCGUCUACGUCAACAUGAUCCAGCGCCGGCCCGUGCGCAUCGAGUUUGCGGAGGACGCGCAGGUGAGGUAUAAGAAGCGGUAUGGAGCGGGGGGGACGAAGAAUCCGGUGAAUGCGGAUGGGGAGGUGGAGAAGAAGGAGAAGAAGGAGAAGGUGGUUAGUGGGGUGAUUGUGCCGAGUAAGAAGGCGCAGGGGAUUGAGUAUAGGACGGAGUAUGCGCCGAGGUUGACGGGGGGGAUUGUGGAGAGUAAGGGGACGAAGGUGGCUUUUGAUUGAGGGGGUGUUGAAUUGAUAUGGAUACCCGAUG